This is a messenger RNA of Erythranthe guttata (spotted monkey flower), 1935 nucleotides long. RefSeq names its product pollen receptor-like kinase 2. The record is from RefSeq and is a predicted model, not a curated record. Gene Ontology annotation, biological process: protein phosphorylation. Lineage: Eukaryota; Viridiplantae; Streptophyta; Magnoliopsida; Lamiales; Phrymaceae. Gene Ontology annotation, molecular function: protein binding; ATP binding; protein kinase activity.
AUGUCUCACUCCAAUUUGUUCAUCUUCCUAAUUCUCAUGUCCCUUUUGCUUCUAAACAAACGAGCCGUAUCCGAAGACGAUUCCGUCGGCUUCCACGGAUAUGAGAGGGACGCCCUUUUGAGACUAAAGGCAGGUUUCAAUAACGCGUUUCUCGAUGGAAAUUGGACGGGAAUCAUGUGCUACAUGAACGAGCCGCCUUACUGGCACGGCGUCCAGUGUCUGAACGGCCGCGUCAGUGGCGUAACCCUAGAAAAAAUGGGUCUCGUCGGUGAAAUUAAAGUAGAUUCGCUCUUCAAUCUCACCGAGCUAACCACUCUCACCUUCAAGAAUAACUCCAUAUCCGGAAAUAUGAUGGACUUCACGUAUAGCCGGAAGUUGAUAAACAUCGACUUAUCGGGCAAUAAUUUCGUCGGGGAAAUUCCUUCGUCACUUUUGAACCUCGAUUCUCUUGAAUCUCUCAAUCUUGAAAACAACAAGUUAACCGGUCCAAUCCCGGAAUUAAAUCAAUCCACCCUACAAUCAUUCAAUGUCUCUAACAACAAUCUCUCCGGUGAAGUACCGGAAACCAAAACCCUUCAGUCGUUCGGUCUUUCGUCUUACUUAGGUAACGAAAACCUAUGUGGGCCACCAACUCCUACACUCUGCACCACCUUGCGUGAAUCCAACGGCGACGAAAAUCCGGGCAAGAAAAGCAAAAACAACGAGCUUUUCGCGGCGGUUAUAGUGGUGGUGGACGUGGUUGUGCUAGUGGUGAUUCUCUUCCUACUCAUCAUAUACUACAAAAAGUACAAGAAACUCAAAACCGAAAUUCAGACAAGAAACAACAACAACGUACCUCUAAACGACGAGCACGACAGCACGAUAAUCGAACGGUCGAAUGACAAAAGUGCCCUUGACGGAGGAGAGAGGGGGAAGCUCGUGUUUCUGGAGAAUAAUAAUAGCAAUAACGGGGCGAUAUUCGAGCUCGAUGACUUGUUGAAAGCGUCGGCCGAAGGAUUGGGGAAUGGCAAUUUCGGGAAUUGCUAUAAGGCUAUGCUUGCGAUCGGGGAGGUCGUCGUUGUGAAAAAGCUGAGGGAUUUGAAACCGAUGAAUGGUGACGAGUUUGUGAGAAAGGUGACAGAAAUUGCUGAGCAUAAGCAUCCAAAUUUGAUGCCUCUUUUGGGGUAUUACUAUUCCAAGAAUGAGAAGCUGUUUCUUUACAGAUUCGCAUCUUCCGGAAAUUUGCAUAAUCGCCUUCACGGAGGAAGAGGAACAAGGGAUCGGGUCCCCUUCCGGUGGAGCUCGCGGCUCGCCGCCGCCCGCGGCGUCGGAAGAGCCCUACAGCACCUGCAUCUCAACUCCGGCCGAUCACAAACCACCGCCCCCCACGGCAACCUUAAAUCCUCAAACGUCCUCCUCGACGAGAACGACGAAACCCUAGUUUCCGACUACGGCCUCGCCGCCCUAAUCGCGGCCCCAAUUGCCGCCCAACGAAUGGCCGCCUACAAAUGCCCGGAAUACCAGUCCCGCAAACGGAUAUCCGAAAAGUCGGACGUUUGGAGCUACGGCGGCCUGCUGCUGGAGCUCCUGACGGGGAGGAUUCCGGCGCACUCGGCGGCGCCGGGGACGGAGGGGGUAGAUCUCUGCAGCUGGGUCCACCGCGCGGUGAGGGAGGAGUGGACGGCGGAGAUAUUCGAUGCGGAGAUCGCGGUGCAGAGCGGGGCGAACAGCGGGAUGCUGAGGCUGAUGCAGAUCGCCAUGAAGUGCUGCGAGAAGUCGCCGGAGAAGCGGCCGGAGAUAAGUCAGGUGGUGGCGGAGGUGGAGGAGAUCAAGGGUGGCGGCAGGGAUUCGGAAGAAGAUGAUGAGUAUUCGUCAUACUCGUCGUUUGAUCGAUCGGUGACGGAUGAUUCUUGGUCGGCAACUCCGUCACUGGUAAUCGGAGAUGCUCACAGAUAA